AUGGUUUCAAGAUGUUGUAUCUGUAAAAAUGUUGAAGAAUCUCUUGAGCAUAUACUGUGGAACUGCAACUAUAGUGAAAUUAUAUGGAGUUGUCUAGGAGGUAUAUUUUGCUUUAAAAAUCCUAAAUCUUUUGAAGAAAUACUUAACUCAGCAAAGCAAAAAAGCCCCGCAGUAAAAGAAAUAUGGAGAGUAACAGCAUUCAUAACUCUCAAAGAAUUGUGGUUUCAAAGGAACAGGUGUGUGUAUGAAGAAGAAUCUUUCAAUGAACACAACAUAAAGACAAGGAUAAUGAAAUUCACUACAGAGAGUGAAGAAAGAAUGAAGAACUAUAUGUGGAAUACAUCAUAUGACCUUCAAAUACUGAAACACUUUGGGAUGAAAUGCAGAAAGUUAAAAUCUGUUGUUGUUAAAGAAAUUUUUUUCAAGUUGUCACAGAGAAACCAACUUCUGCUAUGUUGUGAUGGGGCUUCAAGGGGGGAUCCAGGGAUUGCAGGUCAUGGAAUAAUUGCUAGAAAUAAUGUUGGAUAUUGUGUAAUAUCCAUUGCAGGUGGAUUGGGGAUUGCAACAAAUUUCUUUGCAGAGAUCAUGGCAGUCUUGUGUGCAGGUGAAUGGGCAAUCAAAAAUGGGUUUAGAAGACUCCUCUUCAGAUCAGAUUCAAAAGCAGCAAUAGCAGCUUUUAAAAAUGCCAAAGUUCCAUGGUUUGCAAUAUCCAGAUGGGAGAAAAUUUGUCAGAAUGUCAGAGAAUGGGAUUUCAUCCACAGUUACAGGGAGAUAAAUUUUUCAGCUGAUGACUUGGCAAAAAAGGGUGCAAAUCUACAGAGUGGUGAAAAACAUAUAUACACCAGUAAACCACCAUUUCUAAUGAACUUAGAAGAUGAAUUGAAAACAUAUUAUAGAUUUGGAUAA
This is a messenger RNA of Papaver somniferum (opium poppy), 906 nucleotides long. RefSeq lists its product as uncharacterized. Lineage: Eukaryota; Viridiplantae; Streptophyta; Magnoliopsida; Ranunculales; Papaveraceae. The record is from RefSeq and is a predicted model, not a curated record. Gene Ontology annotation, molecular function: nucleic acid binding; RNA-DNA hybrid ribonuclease activity. The transcript has a single exon. The coding region runs from base 1 to 906 and encodes 301 amino acids.